Molecule: messenger RNA, 1334 nt
Organism: Bolinopsis microptera
Lineage: Eukaryota; Metazoa; Ctenophora; Tentaculata; Lobata; Bolinopsidae
Product: N-acyl-phosphatidylethanolamine-hydrolyzing phospholipase D-like
Exons: 1
Coding region: 9-1052 (347 amino acids)
Cellular component (GO): cytoplasm
Molecular function (GO): zinc ion binding; N-acylphosphatidylethanolamine-specific phospholipase D activity
Source: RefSeq, a predicted model, not a curated record
UCUCAGAUAUGGCUAGUUCCAGCAGCGGUGGUGAUCAAGGAACUGAACCUAAAUGCUCCAUCAAGCGGGAUGGUGGUUACUUUCACAACCCAUUUCCUGAAUUCAAGUUCCUAUCUAUGACUGAAGUUUUUUGGUUUCUUAGGAGUAAAGACAACACCAACUUGCCUUCUGAAGACAAUCAAAUUGAUCUGACUUUGCCCUUCAAAAAGAAUUUCGAUAAUGUUGAUCUAAAAAGUCAGAACACUGUCACUUGGAUUGGACAUGCAUCAUGUUUACUAAAAAUGUCUGGUAUUUACGUUCUGACUGAUCCAGUAUUCAGUCAGCAUUGCUCAGCUAUCCAAAUGAACGUUUCCAACAAAUUGAAACGAUUCCGUCAACCUGGAUUGAAUCUUGAAGAAAUUGAUAAAGUGGAUGCGGUUGUUAUCAGUCACAAUCACUACGACCACCUUGACUAUAAUUCUGUUCUUGAUAUAAACAAGAGAUUUCCUUCCUCACAAUGGUUUGUACCUCUUGGUUUAAAGAGUUGGUUCGAAUCGUCAGGUAUCCGAUCUGAGAGUAUCCACGAAAUGACGUGGUGGGAAGAAAAAUCCCACACUUUUCAAAAAGGCAAGUUGACGUUCACGUGUCUUCCAGCGCAACACUGGUCUAUGAGAAUAGCGCCAGGGAUUGAUAGGAAUUACAGUCUAUGGUGCGGUUGGCAGGUUAUGUCAAGCGAAAGGAAUGUUUACUUUGCUGGUGAUACUGGCUACAAUAAUAGGAUCUUCAGACAGAUUGGUAAUCACUGUGGACCUUUUGACCUGUCUCUGAUCCCAAUUGGAGCGUAUGAACCUAGGGAGUUCCUAAAAUGUCAGCAUGUAAACCCUGAAGAAGCUGUUAAAGUUCAUGAUGAGGUGAAUAGUAAAUUAUCUCUGGGGAUCCACUGGGGGACAUUUCAGUUGGGAAAGGAGCACUAUAUGGCACCACCUAAGGACUUGAAAGCUGCCUUAGAGGCUGCUAAUAUUGAUAAAGCUAGGUUUGUGACUUUUCAGCAUGGCGAGUGUAGGGAAUUUUAGAUACGAACCUAGAGACUAGUUGUAUCCUUUUCAGAUUUCAAAAAUUGAAUAUUAAUUGCUUAUGAUUAUGAACCAUCGUACCACUAUAAUUAUCGUGCUAAAAUCAUUUGUCCCCACUGCAUUAUUUGUCUUGGUAUUGAACUGUUUGGAUAUAAGAUACCAUUAUUUUUUGUAACAUAGCUUUAAUUUGAGAAUUUAUUGAAAGUUUUUUUCAUAAUAUGCAUGGAUUGUACUAAUAUGAAAAUUGAAUUAUCUUUGAUUCUUAAUUUUUUUAAAAGUUGA